This is a messenger RNA of Saccostrea echinata, 1630 nucleotides long. RefSeq names its product homeobox protein CDX-1-like. The record is from RefSeq and is a predicted model, not a curated record. Gene Ontology annotation, cellular component: nucleus. Gene Ontology annotation, biological process: anterior/posterior axis specification; animal organ morphogenesis; cell differentiation. The transcript is spliced from 2 exons. The coding region runs from base 222 to 1238 and encodes 338 amino acids. NCBI's taxonomy places the organism in Eukaryota, Metazoa, Mollusca, Bivalvia, Ostreida, Ostreidae. Gene Ontology annotation, molecular function: DNA-binding transcription factor activity, RNA polymerase II-specific; RNA polymerase II transcription regulatory region sequence-specific DNA binding.
UUGGAGGAUACCUUUGAGAUUAUAAAUUGUUAGCUACACGGCAAUUUAUAGAGUUGUAAAAUUCAUCUCUGCAAGGUUAUAGCUCGGAUUGACCCCUGACGGAAUUAUUAUUGCAGUACUGUAAAACUGUGAAAUAUAGCGCAACUGAUUUAUUUUCCAAAACACAGGACAAUUCUAACGGAUUUUUCUGUGACAAUAUUUGUGUAUUAUUUUUUUUGACGAUGGUUUUGUGUCAGGAAAACGCCAACAUGUUUCAAUCGCGUCACUCUCCACCAACCAGUGGAUACAACUUUGGACACUUUUCUGGAUACAUGCCGCAAACUACCCAAUAUCCUGCUCCCACGGGACAGAGCCAUGACUACGGACAGUACCAGAUGGACCCCGGGGCAUUCCAGCAAGCUCCCUGCUACAUGACUUACGGAUCCCGUCCUGUGGAAGAUUGGGCAAAUAGUUAUGGUAUGCCCACGACCACCGGUACAGUCAGUCCACACAGUUACAGCUAUAGGCCCGCCCCUCCCAUGGGGGUAGACUAUACCCAACAACCGCUACCCCAGGGCAACGGGAUCAACCAGAACCUCUCAGCGCUAGGAAGCUCCCCACAACCUGUGUGUUCUCCCACCGCCUCUACCAGCUCCAGUGGCAGUCCGGGGUCCCCCUCCAACAAGCAGCUCAGACCCCCAUACGACUGGAUGAAGAAAACUUCAUACGCCCCCAGCGGUCCCAUCCCUGGUAAAACUCGCACAAAAGACAAGUACAGAGUUGUUUACAGCGAUCACCAGCGCCUGGAACUAGAAAAAGAGUUCCAUUACAGUCGUUACAUCACCAUCCGCAGGAAGGCCGAACUAGCUCAGAAUCUCGCCCUCUCCGAGAGACAAGUCAAAAUCUGGUUCCAAAACAGGCGCGCCAAGGAGAGGAAACAGAACAAAAAGCGCGAAGAUCUCAACUCCUCCAACCCGGAAAUGAACAUCCACGCUGAUAACUCCGGUGUUGCUCAACAAAUGUCACUUUCGGUACAUAAUAAUCAACCAAUCAUCAAACAGGACCCCAUGGAAGAUUAUGGCCAUCAGAUGUCGCCUCAAAUGCAAGACCACAAAGAAGGCAUCAUUCAAUCCCAUCAUUCACCAGAAUUUCACCAAACACCAUCACCAGUCACCAGCAGCAUCAAUCCCAUCAUGCAAUCGGCAACUCCAAUCUCAGUUAUUAAAAUGGACCCACAAGAAUUGGUAUCCCAAGCAUAAUUGAUUCUCUUCCCCCCUCCUUGUGCUACGAUUUAAGUGACGUCAUGCACCAAUUCCCCUGUGUGAUGUGCUUAGGUCGAAUGGAAAACGGGUCACUGGUUCGAAAUACCUUGUUGAUGGUUACUGGUUGAGCCGUUACCAUAGUGAAUUUGUGAUAAGUGAAUGUUGAGGACACCAGUGCCCAUUUUGAGUGAUUGAAUACUCAUUAACUAUUUGAUGUGUAUAAUAUUGUUGACACUUGUGUAUUAACAUGCAUGUAUCUUAUUGUUUUACUUGCUUGUAAGUCACCUUUCGUACAGUUUUGCGAUUUUACAAAUUAAGAGAUAUAUAUUUAUUGAAAAUCUGUUGAAUUGAUUGCAAGAUUGUAUGUAAUAAAUGAAGAAAGAAUUGAA